Abrus precatorius (Indian licorice) is the source of this 2077-nucleotide messenger RNA. RefSeq names its product chlorophyllide a oxygenase, chloroplastic. The coding region runs from base 91 to 1677 and encodes 528 amino acids. Gene Ontology annotation, molecular function: chlorophyllide a oxygenase activity; iron ion binding; 2 iron, 2 sulfur cluster binding. Lineage: Eukaryota; Viridiplantae; Streptophyta; Magnoliopsida; Fabales; Fabaceae. The record is from RefSeq and is a predicted model, not a curated record. The transcript is spliced from 9 exons. Gene Ontology annotation, biological process: chlorophyll biosynthetic process. Gene Ontology annotation, cellular component: chloroplast.
GCCAACCUCUUAUCAACAAAAAUCCUCAAAACAACGUUGCCCGCGUUUCUCUCUCUUUCUCUCUCCAGAGACUGUCAGCUUCUCACCGCCAUGAACGCCAUAGCUACUGCUGCAGUUCUCUCUCUCCCAUUCUCGUUCUGUAAAUCAUCCAAGCUUGACGCCAGAAAGGGUUUGAAAGGUCGAUUUAGAGUGUUUGCUGUGUAUGGAGAGGAGAUAGAUAAGAAGAAUGCAUGGAGUGCGCUGUUUGACGUAGAGGAUCCAAGAUCUAAAGUCCCACAGUAUAAAGGAAAGUUUUUGGAUAUAUAUCAAGCCUUAGAAGUGGCAAGAUACGAUAUCCAAUACUGUGAUUGGCGAGCUCGGCAAGACUUGCUUACCAUCAUGCUUCUCCAUGAAAAGGUGGUGGAAGUUCUUAAUCCUUUGGCACGUGAUUAUAAGUCCAUUGGCACCAUGAAAAAGGAGCUAGCAGAGUUGCAGGAAGAAUUAGCGCAAGCACACCAACAGGUUCAUAUAUCUGAGGCAAGGGUGUCCACUGCUUUAGAUAAACUAGCUUACAUGGAAGAAUUGGUAAAUGAUAGGCUGUUGCAAGAUAGCACAACUGAAGUUUCCCAGGCAUCCUCUUCCCCCAGUACUUCUUUUAAAUCUGUAGAUAUAGAAAAGAGAAGACCGAGAAAAAGCUUGGAAGUAUCAGGUCCAGUUCAGUCAUACCAUCCCCACUUGAAGAAUUUCUGGUAUCCUGUAGCUUUCUCUACUGACUUGAAGGAUGAUACAAUGAUCCCAAUAGAUUGUUUUGAGGAGCCAUGGGUUAUCUUUAGAGGGAAAGAUGGGAAGCCUGGAUGUGUUCAGAAUACCUGUGCACACAGAGCAUGUCCUCUGCACCUUGGUUCUGUAAACGAGGGUCGCAUCCAAUGCCCUUACCAUGGGUGGGAAUAUACUACUGAUGGAAAAUGUGAGAAAAUGCCAUCUACUCGACUGAUAAAUGUGAAGAUAAAGUCAUUGCCAUGUUUUGAAAAAGAGGGGAUGAUCUGGAUUUGGCCUGGCAGUGAGCCCCCAACAGCCACCCUUCCAUCUUUGCUACCUCCAUCUGGAUUUGAAAUCCAUGCUGAGAUUGUCAUGGAGCUUCCAGUGGAACAUGGGUUACUUUUGGAUAACCUUUUGGAUCUUGCACAUGCCCCUUUUACUCACACUUCAACUUUUGCUAAGGGUUGGAGUGUUCCCAGCUUGGUAAAAUUUUUGACACCUGCAUCUGGCCUACAAGGAUAUUGGGACCCCUAUCCAAUUGAUAUGGAGUUUCGGCCACCUUGCAUGGUUCUAUCAACCAUUGGAAUUUCGAAGCCUGGUAAACUGGAAGGACAAAGCACCAAUCAGUGCGCCACACACCUGCACCAACUUCAUGUCUGCUUACCAUCUUCAAAACAUAAAACAAGAUUGCUAUACAGAAUGUCACUGGAUUUCGCUCCUGUGCUUAAGCAUAUUCCUUUUAUGCAACAUCUAUGGAGACAUUUUGCAGAACAGGUUUUAAAUGAGGAUCUACGGCUAGUGGUAGGCCAGCAAGAGCGGAUGAACAACGGUGCAAAUGUAUGGAAUUUCCCGGUAUCAUAUGACAAGCUUGGGGUUAGGUAUAGACUAUGGAGAGAUGCCUUGGAGCGAGGAGCUAGGAAACUACCCUUCAGCAAAUAAAAUUAAAUAAAUAUUUUGGUGCUUUUUAUCUUUAGAGUCAAUCAUGCAUUCUGGAACCAACUUGUAUCUCAAGCCCCUUAGCCACCCUUUCAAUAAAAGGGUCGUGGUGACCUCGUUGCGACAGGUUGUCCUUACAUUAAUUCUUCCAAAGCAUUCCUACAACGCGCUGGGUAGGAAACUGCAAAAUUUGAUCAAAGGUUGUCUCUUAUCAUUCAAGCCCCUUUGUAAAGUAGCACCAACUGUACACUUGGCUUUUAUUAUUUCUGUGUACAGGAUCAAGUCCAUUUUUUCUCCACUUUUGCCAACUCAAGUAGUGGCUUAACCUUACCCUGUAACAUUGGCGUUUGUUGUAUGACAUUCCAUCUGAGUCAAUGAUAAUUAAGAAUUCCCGAUUGGUCAA